AUGUCCAAUAUGCUCGGUUUUUACCGCGCGGUGAUCGCAGUGCUAGUCGUGCUAUGCUGCUCCAAUACCUUCGCUGCCAAUUGCAGCUCAACCUGGAUCACCUCCGUGGCUGAUGCAGAUACCCUUCGUCAGAACUGUCGAGUGGUCACAGGCCACGUCGGUAUCGGUCCAUUUUCCGGCAACGUCACAGUUCACAUUAAUCUCGACGGUGUUGAAGUGAUUGAAGGCACCCUCGGGGAAUAUCCUUAUACCCAGCGUGACUAUCUCACUCAGCCCUCGUAUACUCUCUCCAGUUCCUCUUUAAAGAAAGCCGACGCAGUGGAAUUUGGAAACUACGACACUCGCAUAGUGAACCUCACACUUCCUAGUCUCACAUCCAUCUUACGAGUCUGCAUUCCGCGGAUAGCAUUACGCUUGGCCCCCCCCAAUCUGCACACGCUCCACCACACAAAGUUACGUAAUGUAACAUCCCUAAGUAUUGAGCCGAUGCAGAUCGACUCGCUGGACAGUUUGUCUGACAAUGAGCUCAAUCUGGAAGAGCUUUACAUCAAUGGUCCAUUCCCAAACGUUGGCAACAUCGCUAUUGGAUUCAAGUCUGUCGACUACAUCCAAGUAUCGGACAACUCGUCUCUCACGCUAGGAGGGCCUUCGACAAAGGAAAUGACCAUCAAACAACUCGACCUCGACAGUAUUACGGAUCUUAAGCGUAGCGUAACGCUGAAGACACUCGAGGUAGAUCUUAUGAAGCUUUCAGCUCCCAUUCAUAUCACUCAUCUAGAUAUUCCAUUCGAUAAUCUGCGCGAACUUCAAGUCUUGCAGCGAGAGGAAAAUCCCCUGAAAUCUAUCACUCUUCCUCCCAAGGCCGUGAAUUGGACCGGUGGCUUUGGACUCGUCAUCACCGGUGGCCCCGAUCUGAAUUUGACCUCGAUAUACGGUGCCGACGACCAAGGCAAACGCAUUCAGACUUGGUACUGGCCAAAGAAUGUCUCGUUGGUUGAUAUUUCCGACGCCACUGUAGGAAAUACCUUCUUCGACCCCUUUGUCACCCAACAAAUGGGCCUGGACAAGGAUUUCCCUCCUUCGGUUUUGAGCGAUUUCAGAAUUUCUCCAUCCGCGAAUUCUACUACUUUCAACUGCACAACCUUCCGUAAGCUCAAGGGCAUGGGUCGUUUGCCGAGCGAUGGAUACAAGUUCGUUUGCUACGACCCGUACCUUGCGAGCGGCGCUAUUCGUGUUCAUGUACCGAUUACCGUCGGUUUUAUUAGUGCCGUGCUCGGAAUUUGUAUCUGGAUGAUAUAA
Molecule: messenger RNA, 1299 nt
Organism: Penicillium robsamsonii
Lineage: Eukaryota; Fungi; Ascomycota; Eurotiomycetes; Eurotiales; Aspergillaceae
Exons: 4
Coding region: 1-1299 (432 amino acids)
Source: RefSeq, a predicted model, not a curated record